Molecule: messenger RNA, 2793 nt
Organism: Drosophila gunungcola (fruit fly)
Lineage: Eukaryota; Metazoa; Arthropoda; Insecta; Diptera; Drosophilidae
Gene: qkr58E-2
Product: KH domain-containing, RNA-binding, signal transduction-associated protein 1
Exons: 4
Coding region: 256-1545 (429 amino acids)
Biological process (GO): regulation of alternative mRNA splicing, via spliceosome
Cellular component (GO): nucleus
Molecular function (GO): mRNA binding
Source: RefSeq, a predicted model, not a curated record
CAGCACGCUGCAGAAGCACGAGAGUCAGCCCAAGAGACCGGAGUUGCCGGACCGCGCCGCUAACAUAGUAAAUGUCCGAAUAAAAUACACACUUGGAAAAAGAGAGAAAAAUUAGGGCCACUGGGAAGGCUGAAGUGUGCACACUUGGCAAGCAAAUCGAAACGACAGCAAAAGCGACCGCCCACAAUCCGCGCACGUAAAACCCGAGACUCGGCGACUUUGCAGGACGACAGAGCGAUCCCGAAGGCAGGACAAAUGGCGGAGAACGGACUGCGUGUGCCAGGGCCAUCCGCGGUGGCUUCCUCGGUGGCUUCCACGGCGGGCGGGUCGGGGGGCGGUUCGGCAUCCGGAUCCGGGGCCGGCGCCGGAGUGGUGGCCACCGGCAGCAGCGGAGGAACUAGCAACGGGGAGCACGAGAACGAACAUAACGCCAAUGCGGACAGCGAGAAGGCCCAGCCGGCGCCGGCGGUCCAGAAGUACAUGCAGGAGCUCAUGACGGAGCGGUCGCGCAUGGAGAACCACUUCCCCCUGGCGGUGAAGCUGAUCGACGAAGCUCUGGAGCGUGUGCAGCUGAACGGACGCAUCCCAACGAGAGACCAGUACGCCGAUGUCUACCAGCAGCGCACCAUCAAGUUGUCCCAAAAGGUGCACGUGCCCAUCAAGGACAAGAAGUUCAACUAUGUGGGCAAGCUGCUCGGCCCCAAGGGCAACUCGCUGCGCCGCCUGCAGGAGGAGACGCAGUGCAAGAUCGUCAUACUUGGCCGCUUUUCGAUGAAGGACCGCGCCCGCGAGGAGGAGCUGCGCAACUCCGCGGACGCCAAGUACGCCCACCUGAAUCUUCCGCUGCAUGUCGAGGUGUCCACCAUAGCUCCGCCCGCCGAGGCGUACGCCCGCGUGGCCUACGCCCUGGCCGAGAUUCGGCGCUACCUCACGCCGGACAAGCACGACGACAUACGCCAGGAGCAGUACCGCGAGCUCAUGGAGGACCCAGAAGCGGCCAAAAAACUGACGCUUCGCCAGCUGCAGCAGCAAUCUAAUGCAGCGGCCAGUGGUGGCGGCGGAGGAGGAGGAGGCGGUGGUGUCGGCGGCGGCGGUGGUGGUGGUGGUGGUGGUGGUGGUGGAGGAAACGGAAACGGAGGAGCAGCUGGAUCCGGCAGCAAUAAUGGCAAUGGUAACCAGCGCUCUGGCGGCAAUUACAGACAAAAGUUUCAGCAACAAUCACACUAUCGCCACAACGAGGAGACUGUCUACUUUCGCUCACACAACAAUGCGUACCACCAGCCAAAACCCUAUGUGCCAGCAGCCCAGCGGGGCAAUGCCAUGCACACCACCUUGCCACCACAGGCGAUUGUGCGAGCCUCGCCACCCGGUAUGGUCGUUAGUGCGGCCAGCUUCAAUGGCCGGAAUGCCGGGCUGGGCAAUGCCGGCGGUGGCGGGAUCAUGGCCAAUAGCAUCGUGGCCACCACUGGCGGUGGUAUCGGCGGCGCUGUGCCGCCCAAUAUGCGCUACCGUCCCGCUGCCCCCUAUCAGUUUGUCAAGAAAUAAUACAGAUGGGAGGAUGCACCACCCGCUGCCGUUCGCUGUUUGUUCAACUAUUCCUCACCAUCAUUAAUGCCUCAUCAGGAAGUAUUUACGCCCAUCCGUCAUGCCCAUCCAAACACCCACAACCAAAACCACACCAACAUCCACACACUGCUCCAAAGGUAGAUGUAGUAACUAUGAGAACAUUGGAAACUUGUCAUGCAUUGAUUUCACCAAGAUUUCGGCAGGGUGGAAACCAAAACGAAACGAAUGAGUAAAUGUAUGUUUAAGAAAACUAGCCUAAGUAGACGAAUGCUCCGAGGAUCAGACGAACACCCCAACAUGAACAACACCACCCAACCAAACCAAUCAACCGACCAGACAAACACCCACCACCCCACACGCGCGCAAGCACUCCUCGAGGAUUGGGUUUAUAGGAUCACGAGAGUCUGCGAUCUGGGACUUCGGAAUCCGUGUGUUGGGCCCCUGUGAGCAUUUGGAACGGAGAGAUCGAAAAGGGAGAGAGGGAGAGAUGGAUAGAGGAGGAAAAGAACGCCUCGAUGUUGGAUCGGGCCGAAUCGAAUGGAUUUAUUCAGGGAUGAUCCCAGUCGAGCCAGAUGUCCUUGUUUUGUUUUUUCGUAUAUUAUCAUCAACUUUAUUUUACCACUGACGCAUGCAAAGAUUUCAUCAAUUUCUAAUUUAUAUCAAUGAAUAUAUAUAUCUCCUUUAUGUUUACACUUAUACGUAUUCUCCCCGCAGUCGCUUAAUCCAUUUGCUUUACCAACUCUGCGUUUAAGUUUAUCCUAUUUUUUGUUUUAAUGCAUUUUGUAUUAUGUUUACGUUUAGAAGAGGAGGCUUUUUAUUUUUAUUUGUUACGUCGCCAGGACAGAAAAACCAAUUGCAAAAGAUCAUGAAUAAUAUAUAACAAGUACAUAUAUACAAGCGAUAUGAUUUAUAACACAUAGUGCAUAUGCAACAACACACGAUCACACGCGCGUACGUAUAUUCAAAGCAUCAGCAUAUUCACGUAAAACUUUAAAGUUUAAACCAAAUGAACAUUAGAAACGCAAACGGGAAUCUACAGCAUAGAUCGGCGCAGAAGCCCGAUUUCGCCUACGAUAAUGCAACGGACAUAGCAACCACAUCCGAUCAGAGAAGAAUAAGCAAACACAUGCAAACAUAAACAUACAUAAUUGUUAUUGUUGUUAAAAGCAACUAAAAUUGUAAUAGAAAUUAUGCAAAUAUACAUACGAAUAUGACGACAAAUGUUAA